AUGAUUGUCUCAAGAUAUGUCCUCGCUGCCGCGAUCGGUUUGAUAACGGCGAAGAGCUCCGAGUCGGCCAACGUGGAAUCAUGGUGUGACACUUACCCUGCAAACCAGGUUCAUUGUUACAAAGCGAUCACCAAUAUCAAAUUAGAGAAUGGAAAACUUCCGGGGAAUGAAUACGAAAUAAGGACCAUAUCGGACAGCUGCAGUCUCAUCGUUUUCAAUAGCUACCUGAUUGAAAAUAUCACCCCGGCUGACAUAACAGAAGCCGUUACUUUGCAUUUUGAGAAAUGUCCCCACAAAGCCGGUAUGAUUACCUUACCGAGUAACAACAAAGUCACUGUACAGAUCAAAAUCCGUGCCCCACCUGAUUCAGAGUGGUCCGCAUGGAAUUCGGAUGCCGAGCUCAACAAACCAGCCUACCAGAAAUUCCCGGUCGAUCCCCGGACCGGGUAUAUGAUAGAGCUCGUACCGACACCAAUAUCGUUGGUGCUAAACUCCGGAUCAUGCCGCGUACGAAUAAGCACCACCGACGGGUCAGAUAUUCAAAUGAAUAAGAAGGAAGUCGACUCAGCCAUCAUCGGAAUGAUAAAGAAAUGUGGUAACCUGCCCGGUGUUGUCAAUGUGAACGGAGCCGAGGGAGCAAAUGGGAGACUCUUUGUCCAAACACUUCCUGCUUCUCAUAAGUAG
Messenger RNA from Puccinia triticina, 684 nucleotides. RefSeq lists its product as uncharacterized. The transcript has 9 exons. The record is from RefSeq and is a predicted model, not a curated record. The coding region runs from base 1 to 684 and encodes 227 amino acids. NCBI's taxonomy places the organism in Eukaryota, Fungi, Basidiomycota, Pucciniomycetes, Pucciniales, Pucciniaceae.